UGUGCACCUUGAUCUGGGGCUUCAAAGUCCUCUUUCUAAUGAUAUCGUGCAGAUUAAUGCAAGUUUCCCCCACUGAAGGAAAAGGUGAAAUUCUUCCUCCAACCAUACAGAAAAUAAUGAAAGGAUAUAACAAGUACCUGCGCCCAUUUUUUGACAAUGGCCCUGUCUCAGUAGGAAUGAGUAUGGAUAUAGCAAGCAUCGAUACAAUAUCAGAAAUAAACAUGGAUUAUACAGCUACUAUAUUCCUAAGACAGCGAUGGACUGAUGAUCGCCUUUGUUUUGAUGGUAACAAGAGCUUAAGCUUAGAUGGUCGUCUUGUAGAAAUGCUUUGGGUACCAGACACCUUUAUAGUGGACUCAAAAAAGUCUUUCCUUCAUGAUAUUACUGUUGAAAACCGUCUAAUAAGAAUAUACCCCAAUGGAACGGUCCUUUAUGCCAUACGGAUAACAACAACAGUUACAUGUAGUAUGGAUUUGACGAAAUACCCUAUGGACAAACAGACAUGCACUUUGCAACUGGAAAGCUGGGGUUAUAACAUUAAUGAUGUCAUGUUUUACUGGACAAGAGGAAAUGAUUCUGUUAAAGGUUUGGACAUGAUUCAAUUGGCACAGUACACGGUAGAAGAUCACUACACCUCUGUAUCUGAAGCCGUCUAUGAAACAGGACACUAUCCAAAAUUAGUCUUCCAUUUUGAACUCAAGAGGAACAUUCUGUAUUUCAUCCUUGAGACUUAUGUACCAUCUAGCCUACUGGUGGUGCUCUCCUGGGUAUCAUUCUGGAUAAGCCAGUCAUCCGUUCCAGCCAGAAUCUGCAUAGGUGUAACAACGGUACUCACCAUGACAACCCUUAUGAUGGGAGCUCGAACAUCCCUUCCAAAUGCUAACUGCUUCAUCAAGGCAAUUGAUGUCUAUUUGGGCAUUUGUUUUACUUUCAUCUUUGGGGCAUUACUGGAGUAUGCAGUUGCUCACUUCUGUACCUUUAAUAGAGCUGGUGUGAAGAAACUCACCAAGGAAACGGAUGAAGAAGCCGAGGAGGAGAUCAAUGGAGUCCUUUCAGCAAUUGCCAACAGUUGCAAGGCUGAUAAGAUUCGCAAGGUUAAUUCAGAAAAGUUAGGCAAAAUGCCCCUCAGCAGAAGAGAGGAGGAAAGUAAACACAGAAGAUGUCGCUCACCAACAAGAGUGAUGAAAGGAUUUUGCUAUAUAUUUGACUGCUUCCAUGUUAAAGACCCAUAUCACAUAGACAAUUAUGCCCGGAUUUCUUUUCCAUUAUUGUUUAUCAUCAUAAAUGUUUUUUAUUGGGUGUAUUAUUUAUGUUUCUAA
Molecule: messenger RNA, 1319 nt
Organism: Eublepharis macularius
Lineage: Eukaryota; Metazoa; Chordata; Lepidosauria; Squamata; Eublepharidae
Product: gamma-aminobutyric acid receptor subunit pi-like
Exons: 9
Coding region: 39-1319 (426 amino acids)
Biological process (GO): regulation of membrane potential; signal transduction; chemical synaptic transmission
Cellular component (GO): GABA-A receptor complex; synapse; membrane
Molecular function (GO): neurotransmitter receptor activity; extracellular ligand-gated monoatomic ion channel activity; GABA-A receptor activity
Source: RefSeq, a predicted model, not a curated record